This is a messenger RNA of Mesocricetus auratus (golden hamster), 994 nucleotides long. RefSeq names its product catsper channel auxiliary subunit zeta (gene Catsperz). The record is from RefSeq and is a predicted model, not a curated record. The transcript has 5 exons. Gene Ontology annotation, cellular component: CatSper complex; sperm principal piece. Gene Ontology annotation, biological process: flagellated sperm motility; sperm capacitation. Lineage: Eukaryota; Metazoa; Chordata; Mammalia; Rodentia; Cricetidae. Bases 238 to 771 code for a protein of 177 amino acids.
UUUAGGUAUUCAGACUCUUGUCCAUGCCUGGAGACCCGAAUUCAGAACUGGCCCGUGCACCUCCAACCUUGGCAUCGAUAUUAGGUGUGGGAGCAAUUUAGAGUCUUAAUGACAACUGCGGUUUGAAGUCUCCUCCCACGAGACCAUCCGAGGGAAGACUCUAUGCCCUCCCCCUUCCUGGAGCGUGACCCCCUUCUCGACUGAAUCCUGUGGUAACUGGUCAGUUGGUGCGGAACGAUGGAAGAAAACCUUUCCAAAGCUGUGCCCAAACAUGUACACCAUCGCCGCAGCUCCGUCAGAUCGAGCCUGUAUGGAGACGUUCGUGAUCUAUGGAGCACGGCCGAGCUGUCUACAGCGAACGUGUCGGUGUCCGACGUCUGCGAGGACUUCGACGAGGAGGGCAGAACUGUAGAGAAGUCUCGCAGGUACAGCCAGACCAUUUCUAUGAAGGAAAACCUCAACCUCAACCCAGAGGAGAUCCAGCAGCAAGCGCGUUUAGAGCUAGCGCUGCGCCGUGGCAGAUCCUUGGAGCGCGAUCUUGCGGUAGAUGAGGAGGAGGACGAAUCUGUGAUCUCCCUUGUAAAGUCUACUUCAGAAUCAUCACUCAGUCUGUCAAAGCAAAUGCCGCAUCAAGCCUACUGGACAGAGCAGCAGAACAGGCUGCCCCUGCCCCUGAUGGAACUCAUGGAGAAUGAAGUUCUGGACAUUCUCGGCAAAGCCCUCAGUAGUGAGCAACCCCACCCCAGCUUCCACAAAAGAUCCUGCAUAUAAGGCCACGAUUGGCAAGACCCACUUUAUGACUAAAGAGCUGCAGGGAUACAUCGAGAGGCUCAAGAAGCGCCGGAACCAGAGACUGUACUGUAUGUCUCUGUGAACCUCCAAGUGGCCGGCCAGAAUCAGUCCCGUGCCCUGUCCCAUUCCCCGGACCCAAGCUCGAUCCCAUCUGCUUGGAAUUUGAGCCCUAAAGAAUAAAUUAAAGAGUCUGUGCAUGGUU